GUCUUUGUGAGAGUGUUUGGUUUUGUUGCAGCAAUGGCAUGAUUAUGAAUGAGCAGCGACCACCAAAUUUGAUUCCCAAAAACCUACGAAAGGCAGAAGAUGUCGCUUUCCCACCGCAUCUAUUCAUUCCAUCAAUCCCCACCACCCAUAUGAAUGUGAAUGACCCCCCUUGCUACUAUUCUCAUCUUUUCUAUUACUCCGUUACCGUUGUUAAUUACUACCUUAUAUUUCCUCAUUCCUUUUUUCCCUUCUCCUUAAUUAUAUUAUUAAUUCAUUAUCAUUACUUUGAGGGAUGCUCUUCUUUUUUCUCCUCUAAUUAAAUAACAAGAGAAGAAUCAUCUAAUUGUGGGGGGAGUUUUGAUUUAAAGCGGAAAUGACUGGCACUGGAACAGCAACUGUGGGGGCAGAAAGCUUUUUCCCUCCUCUUCGGCUUCAAACGACGUCGCAUAUUCCCAAGCUAGGGUUCUUAAAGCUCAACCGCUCUCUCAUCAGCCUCAGAUCCCUCCAAAUCAAAGCCUCCGACAGCUCCAAUCAGCUGCGCCUCAAUGUCGCUCACGACCUCACUCUCUCCAACUCCAAUGGCAAUAGCAAUGGCAAUGCCACCGGAUCCGGGACAACGAACCUGAAGCAUUUAUCUACAAUUGGAAACUCUACAAAUAUUCAAUGGCACAGCUGUUCCGUCCAAAAAGAUGAUAGGCACAGUUUACUCCAUCAAAAAGGAUGUGUCAUAUGGAUCACUGGUCUUAGUGGCUCUGGGAAAAGCACCAUAGCUUGUGCUUUGAGUCGAAUCUUGCAUCAGAGGGGCAAGUUGACUUAUGUUCUUGAUGGGGACAACAUUCGUCAUGGCUUGAAUAAAGACCUUGGAUUUAAAGCUCAAGACCGUGCAGAGAAUAUCAGGAGAAUUGGUGAGGUAGCAAAGCUAUUUGCAGAUGCUGGAGUUAUUUGCAUUGCAAGCUUGAUUUCUCCGUAUAGAAGAGAUCGAGAUGCCUGCCGAUCAAUGUUGCCAAAUGGAGAUUUUAUUGAGGUUUUCAUGGAUGUGCCAUUACAUGUUUGCGAAGCAAGAGACCCCAAGGGCCUUUACAAGCUUGCGCGUGCUGGCAAGAUCAAAGGCUUUACAGGGAUUGACGAUCCUUACGAGACACCGAUUCAUUCUGAGAUAGUGCUGAAACAUGGAGAGCCAUGCGCUUCCCCUGUUGAGAUGGCAGAAAAAAUAGUCGUAUACUUGGAGAACAAAGGGUACCUACAUGCAUAAUAUGGCGGUGCUCCUAUCUUCAUUCUUCAGCCACCGAAAAUUUGACUGUAUACUUUCUUUAGUUUCUUAAACACCAGCUACUGCAGCGUUGAAGUGAUCAAUUACCUAAUGCUACCAUCUACUUUGUCUCCUCUCUCUCAAGAGUUUAAGCCUGUAGGUUUUUAUUGUAAAUAUAGUAUGAAAUUUGAUGGAUUUAUACUUUCUAAUUUCUAUACCUACAAGCCUACAACCC
Molecule: messenger RNA, 1484 nt
Organism: Arachis duranensis
Lineage: Eukaryota; Viridiplantae; Streptophyta; Magnoliopsida; Fabales; Fabaceae
Product: adenylyl-sulfate kinase 3
Biological process (GO): sulfate assimilation
Molecular function (GO): adenylylsulfate kinase activity; ATP binding
Source: RefSeq, a predicted model, not a curated record